This is a messenger RNA of Glossina fuscipes, 5172 nucleotides long. Its product is annotated as protein Shroom. The coding region runs from base 125 to 5140 and encodes 1671 amino acids. Gene Ontology annotation, cellular component: adherens junction; cortical actin cytoskeleton; apical junction complex. The record is from RefSeq and is a predicted model, not a curated record. The transcript is spliced from 7 exons. Gene Ontology annotation, biological process: actin filament organization. Gene Ontology annotation, molecular function: actin filament binding. NCBI's taxonomy places the organism in Eukaryota, Metazoa, Arthropoda, Insecta, Diptera, Glossinidae.
CAGUAAUAUUAAUAAUAACAACAACAAAACUAAUAAUACUAAAUAUAGCAAAGAAAAUGUAAAUGAUUUAAUAAAUGUCCUCCCACGAAAGCGUAAUCGCACACCCACUCAGGAAUCAAAUAAUAUGAGCUUCUCUUCAGCCAACUCCGUACAGGACGAUAUUACCGAUCAGUGUGGUCUAACGAAGGCUGGUCUAGAAGAAUAUAAUAUUAGAGCGAAUUCAUUUUAUGAUAAUCCCGUUAUGUAUCAUCAUCAAAAGCAAUCAUCCUACGCCCAAUCGGAAGGGUAUCACAGCUACGUAUCCAGUUCGGAUUCAACAUCGGCUACACCUUUUUUAGAUAGAUUGCGACAAGAAAGUGAGUUACUAUCCCGUCCAACGCAUCAUUGGUCGCAAAAUGAUUUAUCAUCGUUGGCUUCGAAUUCAGUAACAUCCUCGCCGACUUCUCUUAGUUGCACUAGAGACGAGCACAAUGAAACUCACCAACAGCAGAAAAAUGGAUCAGAGAGCACUUCUUCAACGGAAACAUUAAAAUGGUUGGGUUCUAUGAGCGACAUAUCCGAAGUUAGUCAUGCUACAGGGUUUUCAGCUAUCUCGGAAUCGGUGUCUACGUCUCAAUUGAUAGUGCACAGUUCCCGCGUCUUAACUCCAAAAAGGCAUCAAAGUGAAAGCGUACUUUUUCCUAAUGAUGAACCGCAUAACUCGCAGCUCACCAAUAAUUCUCUAUGUACGACAAGCUAUCAUCAUCAACCAUGCAGUCCGAGUUUGGAACACCAGCAUCAGCAAAGCUUAUCGGAUAACACUUUAAUUACAAAACACCAACACAGUCCCAGUUACCCGCCAAUACAUAACUCUCAUACACUAUUUAGCCAAUCUAGUGCUUCUUCUUCUUCUUCCUCCCUCCAUAAAAGCAAAAGUUCGUCUUUGGCUACAAAACUUGACGAGCAGACUACGACAACCAGAGAUUUAUCCUCGCACAAGUCCAGCAUAUCAGUUACCAUAUCAAGCAGUGAGGCAGUAGUUACAAUAUCGCCAUAUCCACCACCUUUGCCUCCUUUAAAGCUCACUACAACCGAAAAAAAAAAUGCAUCUCCCCUUUCACCUUCGCGAUCACAUAUGCUUAGCAAUUCAACAAGUUCCUUAGCUAAAGCAAACACUAGGACCACAAUAUCGGCUUCCUUAGAUUCAUUGGCCGAUAAUAAGUUGGCGACACCUGCUUGCGGCGCCUAUCGUAGUAAUCAUCGCUUGUUCCCUAUAAGCACAUACACAGAGCCUGUACAUAGUAAUACCUCGCAAUAUGUACGUCAUCCUAAGCCUCAGUACAGUACCGAAUUGCAGAAGCCUCCCCCAAAGCCUUCCAAGCUUAGCUCAUCAAAUUAUCCGCAGCCCAGUUGGCAAUCUGUGGCAGCUCUUAUAAGCGACUUUGAACGUAGCAAUGACCACGAGCAGUCAGUGCAAAAGUACUCUUACUUAGAUCCUAAUAAAACGCAACGAGUUCCGAAUCCAGCUUUAAAAGCUCUACAGAAAAAUGCAGUUCAGUCGUACUUUGAGAGACAACAGCAGCAACAGCAACAACAACAGUCGCCGCAACCAUCGCACGAAAGCCUUUCGCCGAAAAGCUAUCAUCCUUCCACAAGACCGUGUUCGUUGCAAAAUUCAUCUCCGAGCAGUGAAUUGUCAAUUGUGAGCCAAGCUUUCCUUAGAAAUUCUUUGCCUAGCAACUAUGUACCAAACGUCGCAGUAACAACUCAAAGACCAACAAGAGGUGAUCAGGAGGCAAUUAAACCGCCACCGCCACCACCACGUUCGCGUACCGCAGCGCCUACAUUACUAAGACGUUCCUCUUCAGCCUCCGAUUACGCUGAAUUUCGUGACCAAUUCACUAGUGCUUCCCAAGAGAAAUUACAAUCUCAAUCUAUUAAGAACAUUACAAAUGCGGAGAAAUUCUCUUUUAAUGAUUGUGGUAUGCCACCGCCACCACCACCCCCGAGAGGUAUGACCUCAAUGCCCAUGAGACGCACAUCAUCUGCCUCAGAAUAUGCAGCUAUUCGCGACAAAGUUUUAUUGCAACAAGCUGCCGCCCUGGCGCAUCAGCAAUUACAUCCUCAUCAACACAGUAUUACUACAACGUCAUCGCAUCAUCAGGCGUUUAUAAGCCAUCAUCACCACCAUCAUCACCACCACAAUAAUUUCAUUGUACCUUUAUCAGGGUUAGUAGAUGGUUGGGCGCCCGAACGACCACCAAAGAAUCCUAAUUUGCGAGUACCUUCACCGGACUUGCCGCCGCCACCAGCCCUUGAAAGUGAUUCGACAUUUUCCGAUGAGCCCUUGCCACCUCCGCCACCAGAAAUUUUACAACGUCAAGCUCCUCUUAACGAAACGUUACCCGAACUAAUGCCCAAAUCAAUCUCGCCUAAUAGGCGUAAUAGUUUCGCUGGUGCUUCCUUACGUAAGGCUAACUUCUUCGGACGAUCGACUUCAAAUGAAAAUAAUUCAACUGUUCCUCCUUUAAUACCACGUAAACCGGCCAGUAUUGAAAUAUUGCAAGUAGCACGUCCUCUAACAACCACUUUAACUCAAUUGCAUUGCGCUAAAGUUCAUUUACAGCAGCAAAAACUUUCGAACACGCCACCAGAAAUGCAACGUUCCACUAUUUUCUCAUCAUCGAUCCGCAAACGUCCGCAUAAUUUAGCCCUGUCCGCCAUACCAUCCAUUCAAGAAAAUGCAGUUAUGAAUACCAUAGGAUCGUUGCUGCCAAGUGGGAUCAAUAACUCGUCGAAUGUUUUGGAAAUAUCACCACCUCCACCUCCUCUAAUGCCUAGGAUAACCAGUCUAACAACGGCAGCUAACGGCAGCACCAAUACGACACCAAUUAACCAUAAAAUAAGAUGCAACUCCAAGGCAUCCUAUCUGCCACGCCAAAGUUUGGAAAAGCAGACCAGCUCAGAUCCCGACCGUGGUAGUUAUAAAAUGACUUUACACUCAAAUGAAGAUUUAGUUGCCACUAAAAUCGCUUCUCAUGACAUAUUGACACAAAAUGGAAAAUUGCCAAAUAACUUGCCUGAUGUUUUACCGCUAGGUGUUAAGCUACAACCUACGUUAUGUGGCACAUCAACAGCAGCUACAUCGUUAAAUAAUAGCAGCAUGUUGCGCUCUGGUUCCAAUAAUAAUUUAGCAAGCACUUCGCCCACUCAGCAGCAAACUGCGGACACGUUACCUAAUGUCUUUGCAGGAUAUCCGCAACAACGUCACACGGCACCUGUACUUAAUACAUUUUCCUUAUCAGCCAGUUACAAUAGAUCUCAAUCCCUGGUAGAUGCCGAUAGUGUCAAUAACAAUCUCACGACGAAUAUCGCAGGCACAAAUAAUAAUCAUAAUCAUAUCCCAAAUCGUUAUAUAAUGACGGCCCUGGCGGUCGAUUCAAAAACGGCAUUAAUGAAUCUGGAAGUAACUAGAGAAGGAUCUGCUCCACCACCUAUAAUCGCUUCGCAACAUCACAAGCUACUAAAUUCGUUUACCGAUGAUCAUCUAAUGCACGACGAGAGAAUCAGUCAGCAUAGUAGUAGUUCGAGCAGCCUUAAUAGCAAUCAGACAAGCAAUGAGAGCGAGUCAAAAAUCUUUCGAGCUGAAUUGGUGAACACAACUCUGCCCAAUUCACCGAAUAUAUCAAAAAAAGCAGUUAUACGCCAGGAGUCGUUAAGGGAAAAUAUAGAAAAAAUCACUCAAUUGCAAUCACAACUUAUGUCGGCACACAUUAGCGAUAAUUUGCUAAUGAGCGGUUUCGGUGUAACAUCCAAUUACAAUAAUAAUAUCAAAAGUUCUCUAAUCAAUAACCAAAUUAUCGAUAGGCAAAAAACCUCGGAAGAAACUGAAAAGAAAUCUUUAGUGGAUUGCACUCAGGUACAUGCAGGGGAAAACAACAAGGAGUAUCAUAUAAAUGCCAAAAAACGAGCAGCAGAAACUCGUGCAAUAACCUCUGACGGAACAGAAAUGGAAAUGAAAAAAGCAAUCUUCUCACCAAAGCCUGAUCCUGUCGAAUGCAAGGAAUCUAAAGAAGAAAAGAAUAUAUUAUCGCAAUUAGAUUCAAAUACCGAUAGUUUAAAGCUAAUACAACGCAGUGAGUUGAUAUUACGUGUUAAUCCGUCUACUGUGGAAGUUGCCUCGCAAACCGAAGAUGAUUUUAAUCAUAGCCACAACGACUCAGAUAUGCAGCGAAUGACGGAUAAUCAUAAUACUAGCAAAGAAACGUCACCAGAAACUCCCUUACACACUACUCUGCAACCGCGACAGAUACAUUCCAUUGAAUUGGAUUGUGAGAAACGAUCACAGGAGCUGGCUCGAAUGUUGCCGCCAAACGAUAAUUUAAUUCUUAUGUUAGCACCACCAGGUCGAAAAACUGUUACGGAUUAUGUUAGCCAAUUAUAUAAUUCGAAUGUACCAAUGCGACCCAGUAAGCGUGACGUUGGCACCUCUACUCUAACACGCAACAAUCAAUUAAAACUGGAACAGCAAGGAAUAGCCAGUGAAAGAUUAGAAAAAGUGGAAUUGCAAUUAAGUGAAAUUGAAGUGAACACUGCUACAGAAAAUUGUGAUAAAAUAAAGAAUAAAGUGGAUGAAUUGAUUCAUCAACUAAACAAUAAGAUAAACAUUUUGACGAAGGAAAAAACUGCUCUAGAUGAGGAAGCGACUUUUAACGAUGAAUUGGGUAACAACUUAAUCGAGAAGUUAGCGGAUAACGUUCGACCAACUGAAGCUUCUAAAGGCCGUGCCUACAUAACUGAUGUGGGUCAUAUAACUGGCUUAUUGCUCUCGUUAUCCGAACGUUUGGCCAAAACUGAAAAUCAAUUAUAUGCAAUCGGUGAGGCCAGUAACGAAAAGCAAUGUCUAGAGACUAAACGGGAUCGCUUGUUCGAACAACUGUCGGAAGCGAAACAGCUUAAAGAGGAUAUUGAACGUCGCGGUGCAAGCGUCACACAAUUGUUGGAAAGAAAUCUUAAUGCCGAAGAGUUGGCCGCUUUUGAAUAUUUUAUUAAUAUGAAAGCCAAAUUGAUCACAGAUGGGCGUGAUAUAACCGAUAAAAUUAAGAAGACUCAAGAAUUAUUAACGGCCCUUAAUGAAACUCUAAUCCAAAGCGACUGUUAAUUAAAAACAAAAAAAAGAAAAAACAAAAAAAA